Molecule: messenger RNA, 972 nt
Organism: Recurvomyces mirabilis
Lineage: Eukaryota; Fungi; Ascomycota; Dothideomycetes; Mycosphaerellales; Teratosphaeriaceae
Exons: 3
Coding region: 1-972 (323 amino acids)
Biological process (GO): metabolite repair
Molecular function (GO): ATP-dependent NAD(P)H-hydrate dehydratase activity
Source: RefSeq, a predicted model, not a curated record
AUGUCACGAACAGAGAUCCUGGGCAAGGUCUACAAGAUGGUGCCGCCCAUGCUUGAGAAGUUCCACAAAGGCCAGCUAGGACGUGUAGCAGUCAUCGGCGGCAGCGAGGACUACACAGGUGCACCAUACUUCUCAGCAAUGGCAUCAGCGAAACUGGGAGCAGAUAUGUCCCACGUGAUCUGCGAACAAGGCGCCGGCGUCGUAAUAAAAUCCUACUCCCCAAAUCUGAUGGUUCAUCCCUACAUGCGACAAGAAAAGAACUUCAAAUCCGGCGAAACCAUCGACAGCGUCUCGGAGCAAGUCGUAGCUAUGCUUGACCGUCUGCACGUCGUAGUAAUAGGACCUGGUCUCGGCCGUGACCCAGCUAUGCAGGAGACGUGUGCGCGGGUGAUCACAGAGGCGAAGAAGCGCGGAGUUGCUUUCGUCCUAGAUGCCGAUGGUUUAUACCUGGCCCAGACGCGGCCGGAGCUAGUAAAGGGGUACAAAGAGUGCAUACUUACCCCUAACGUGGUGGAGUUUGGUCGGUUGGCAAAGGCGCAGGGGAUUGAUGUUGAGAGCGAGGAUCCGGAGAAAGUGUGCGAGAAGCUUUCAAAGGCUUUUGACGGCGUGACGAUAAUUCAGAAGGGGAAGGUGGAUUAUAUCUCGAAUGGCAAGAUGACGCUUGUAAGCAGUGGAGAGGGCGGUCUCAAGCGGUCUGGUGGGCAGGGCGAUACUCUGACCGGAUCUUUGGCAACACUUCUUGCAUACCGCAAGGCGUACCUGGACAGAAUAUGGGACCACGAAAACGAUAUGAAGCCCGAUGAGCUCUUGGCGUAUGUGGCAUAUGGCGGUUCGGCGAUCACGAGGGAGUGCUCGAGGCUAGCGUUCAAGCAACAUGGACGAGCUCUGCAAGCCAGCGAUUUGACGGAGCAUGUGCAUACCGCUUUCAUGGAUGUUAUCGGGGAGAAGCCUACAGAAGAGAGCAAGUUGUAA